AUGUCUGAAGAAGCAUCAAAAAUACGAAGAGGCUCUGCAGCAUCAUCUGCAAAUGAACGACGAGAUACGGGCCCGAGUCCACGUUCAUCGUCAUUUUCAACAGAAAACAAUCAACAACGGACUAUGUCAACAACCGAAAUUGAUCUUGAAUCAGUUCUUCAAGUUCGUCGUCGUGGAUUAUCCAACGCAGGUCUUGCACCACCUGUAGAAUCUUAUCGCUAUACCGAUAUAAUAAUUUUAAAAGUGGAAAAAUCAAAUGAUAUACUUAAAGAAGACGCACGAUGUGUAUUUCAUGGUGAUUAUCAUGUUUUAACAGAUAUAUUUCAAAAAUAUACAUCGCAUAUUAAAAUUCAUCAUGAUGAUCCUGAAAUGGUUAAAAAUCAUGAUCGUCUAUCAGGAAAACUUUAUACAACAAUUGAAUUACCAACAAUGUCAUUAAUUGAAGUAUUAGAAAUUUUACAUAAGCAUUAUUUUUCAAUUGUGGCUAAUUCAACAAAUUUUGCAUCAACAACUAAAUUACAAGAAUUUAUUUUAUUACGUAAUAAAGAUAUACAGGAUAAUAUUCGUUCUUUACCAAUUAUUGAUACAAAAACUCACUAA
Rotaria sp. Silwood1 is the source of this 600-nucleotide messenger RNA. Lineage: Eukaryota; Metazoa; Rotifera; Eurotatoria; Philodinida; Philodinidae. The record is from the annotation of a GenBank genome assembly.